AUGGCGGAGUGCCCCUCGCGCAUCCAAGAAAACACGGAGAGACACUGGCCACAGCGUGCUCAAGACAGCGGCGACCGCUAUCGAUCACAACGUGCAAACGUCGCUCAAGAAGAAGACUCGGGCGACUACCUCUUUUCGAUCGGUGAAACGACAUCUGCAAAAUCGAGCGACAUCUGGCUGGUCGACUCCGGGGCGACGCAGCACAUGACGUGCUCCAAGAAGUUCAUGCGGAACUACAAGGGGUUUGACGCUGUGGAUGUCCAUCUCGCGGAUGAUGGAAUCGUCCAAGCAAUCGGCAGUGGGGACAUUGUCAUGUCGAUGAAGACACCCCAAGGGAUGAAGAAAGGUGUGCUCACAAACGUGUGGCACAUCCCAAAGUUAUCCAGAAACCUGUUCUCGGUCGGCCGCUUCACCAAGGAUGUCGGCCCAGUGACGUUCACGAAGGAUGGGUGCUAUGGAAAAGCGAAAGGGACCAAGUGGAAAAUUGGCGCCCGUGAAGGUAAAGGACUGUUCAAGCUGCAAAUGACUCCAGUGGCGCCGGAACAAGCAAAUGCAGCCAAGUCGUCGGGAUGUCAAGGGGGCACCAAGUCGUACCUCUGGCACCUUCGGCUUGGCCACAUAGGUCACGAUGGACUCAAUUGCAUCGUGACGAAGAACAUUGGAAUUGGCAUCGACAUAUCUUCGGUGAAGAAGUGGGACGUGUGUGAAGGUUGUGCUCUGGGAAAACAGACUCGAGUGCGCUUCCAAUCAAACACUACAGCUCGCACCUCCAAACUCCUCGAAGUGAUUCACAGCGACGUAUGCGGACCGAUGUCGAUGGCAACUUUCAGUGGAAAACGGUACUUCGUGACAUUCAUCGAUGACAAGUCAAGAUACUGUGUCGUCUAUCUGCUCAAGAGCAAAUCUGAAGUUGCGGCGAAGCUCAUGGAAUACGCUGCGAUGGCCGAAACGCAAACCGGAAAGCGCGUGAAGUACCUUCAAAGCGACAAUGGGGGUGAAUACAAGUCCGACAAGCUGGCACGAUUCUGCGCGGAACGGGGAAUACAACAAAGGUUCACACUGAUGAACUUUAGACUUCUUGGUCCGAGUGCAAAACGCAAAGUGAAUAUAUAUUUAUAA
Peronospora matthiolae is the source of this 1119-nucleotide messenger RNA. NCBI's taxonomy places the organism in Eukaryota, Oomycota, Peronosporomycetes, Peronosporales, Peronosporaceae. The record is from the annotation of a GenBank genome assembly.